Molecule: messenger RNA, 1998 nt
Organism: Alligator sinensis (Chinese alligator)
Lineage: Eukaryota; Metazoa; Chordata; Crocodylia; Alligatoridae
Product: butyrophilin subfamily 1 member A1-like
Exons: 10
Coding region: 303-1736 (477 amino acids)
Molecular function (GO): protein binding
Source: RefSeq, a predicted model, not a curated record
UUUUGAAAUACGGAACUGGUGAGAGAGGAAAAGACAUUUUUCAGUUUGAAACACAAAGAGAAUUGUAUUAAAUGCUGUGUGGAAAGGCUACAAGCAAACUGCUUUGGUUUUCUAUGGCCAGACUUAGAUGUGCAACUUGAUAAGCUGAAAUAUUCCUUUGAAAUGUAAAUUAUCUCAACCAAAGAAUGAGGACUUUACAAGGGCUGGGCACAGUCAAAACACUGUACAUUUUGUCUUAGGUUGAAAGGUGAAUACUUUUCUGCCUUCCCCUUGUGCUUUUGGAUCAAGUUUCAGUGAAGAAGAUGCCUCACUUAUUGUGCCAAAUCUCCAGAGUCUCCACAUCGCUGCCUGGUUUUCUCACAUUCUUCAUUACUUUUCAUAUUUGCAAGGUGGAAUCAGCCCUGUUUACAGUUGUUGGACCUGAUCAGCCAAUCACUGCCCUUGUGGGGGAAGAGAUCGUAUUGCCAUGCCACCUGUCCCCCAACAUGAGCGUUGAGAACAUGGAAGUGAGGUGGUUCCGGUCUGAGUUUAGAAAUUAUGUUCAUCUGUACCGUGAUGGGAGAGAUGAUUUUGGAGGACAGAUGCCAGAAUACAAGAGAAGGACAGCGUUUUGGAAAGAUGGCCUCACACAUGGAAAUGUUUCCUUGAGGAUUGUCAAUAUCAGGCCUUCAGAUGAAGGGCACUACCACUGCCUUGUUGCUGAUGGUAUUAAUGAUGAAGAAGCUGUAAUAGAACUGGAGGUAGCAGCUUUAGGCUCUAAUCCUAUCAUCUCUGUGGAGGAUUACCAGAAGGGUGGGAUCCGCAUGAUAUGUCGAUCAGCUGAGUGGUACCCAGAGCCCCAGGUGCUGUGGAGAAAUGCCCAGGGAUAUCAUAUAGCAUCGCUUUCUGAAAUCAAAUCCCCAAGGGCAAAUGGCCUGUUUGAAACAGAAAUUUCUGCUGUCAUAAAUGGAGAUUCAAACCCGAACUUGUCCUGUUGGAUCAGGAACAGCCUCCUCGACCGAGAGAAAGAAUCAGCAAUUCAUAUAUCAGCUCUCUUUUUUCCCAGUGUGAAUCCCUGGAUGGUGGCGCUGAUCAUGAUCCUGGUGGCUUUGUUAAGUUUCAUAAUCCUGAAUGUAUAUCUCUUCAGAAUAAAAGGAAACCUUCAACGAGAACUCGGGUGGAAAAGAGCUGUGAUCUGUCCAGGACUGGGACAAAAUGCACCACCUUUGGGAAAAGAGGACGUGACUCUGGAUCCAGACACGGCUCAUCGAUACCUCGUCCUGUCUGAGGAUGGGAAGAGUGUGAGAUGGACACACAAAUGGCAGCGCCUGCUCAACAAUCCUGAGAGAUUUCACAGUUGGCGCUGUGUGCUGGGCCGUGAGGGAUUCACCUCCGGGAGACACUGGUGGGAGGUGGAGGUCGGGAAGGGGAUGUAUUGGGCCGUGGGGGUGGUCAGAGAGUCUGUGAGGAGGAAGGGAGGAAUCAGCUUUAGUCCUGAGGAGGGGGUCUGUGCUGUGCUGCGCUAUUGGGGUGAGUACGAGGCUCUCACUGCCCAUCGUCGCACCUGCCUGCCCCUGGACCGGGUGCCCAGCAGGGUGGGGGUGUAUCUGGACUGCACAUUGGGGCAAGUGUCGUUUCUUGAUGCUGUCACCGGGGCCCCGAUCUUCACCUGCCUGCCAGCCUCCUUCGUGGGGGACAGGAUCCGGCCCUGUUUCUGGGUGCAGUUUGGUGAAAUCAAUCUGAGACAUCACCAGUGAGAGGGAAAGGAAGCGUGCAAGACGGGACGUGCUCGUUGUCCCCUCCGGCCUCAGUCGUGCUCGUGUCUGUGGCCCUGGAGGACUCCUCUCGCUGCAGACGACCAGCUGUGCCGUGUCCGUGGCCCUGGACGCGCAGGCUGGGUUUCUUCAUCCCCCGACCACGGCGAGCAGGACGUGGCCGAGCUGGACGGUCGUCUCUGCCCGGGUGUCGUUUCCUGCAUGACCGAGGGGCCCUCGGGGGCCUGUGGGGUCCGGCACCCAU